AGCUCUGUGUUGGUAUAAAAGAAACCAAGUAAGAGUCAUCGUCCCAGUCAGUUUAGGAGACUCCACCAUGAAGGUUGUGUUGUUGAUGCUCGCUACCAUCGCCGCCGUCAGCGGCCAGACGGAACCAUGGUGUCGCUGUGCUGCUUUCGUCACGUAUGAAUACUCUGAAAUUAUGGUGUAUGAGGAACCUGAAAUCCCCAUUGAUUCUUGUGAUGCCAAUGGAGCCCUUCAGUGUAAGACUACCUGCGCUGAUAAUUUGGACACACUUAGUGACAACGGCAACCUGUGGAAGUUGAUGGACAGCGGCUUGACUAUUGGCCAGGAUAUAUGCAGCGAAUUAGCAGACCACUUCACGUUCUUUCUCUACAACCACAAAGUGUACGGCUACUUUGAGGUGUGUGGAGGCGCCUGGCAGUACGCUGGUAUUGAGUCGCAGCAGAAACUGUGUUGUGAGGGCGGCAAACAACACCACUGUAUUGACUAGUAAACAAGUCCACAAUAUCUCACUCGCUCAACACCGCCAUCACAGCACAUUGUGGGCGCUGCGCUGGUGUCAUCCAAUGCUGGAGUUUUCUUCAGCAGAACUUAACAGUUUAGGCACAAUUAUGUACUUAUGUACUUAUUAAUAAAGCAAUAUUAUGUGUA
Homarus americanus (American lobster) is the source of this 645-nucleotide messenger RNA. RefSeq lists its product as uncharacterized. The record is from RefSeq and is a predicted model, not a curated record. The coding region runs from base 68 to 484 and encodes 138 amino acids. NCBI's taxonomy places the organism in Eukaryota, Metazoa, Arthropoda, Malacostraca, Decapoda, Nephropidae. The transcript has 4 exons.